AUGAAGUCCCAGAGCCCGGAGAGCGGGCGCCCUGCAGAAAAGCCCCUCCUGGCCGCCGCCGCCCCCAGUUUGUCCCCGCUGGGCGCUGCCUUCAUCCUCCUCAAGUCUGCGCUGGGUGCCGGCCUGCUCAACUUCCCCUGGGCCUUCCACAGGGCGGGGGGCGUGCUCCCCGCCCUCCUGGUGGAGCUAGUGUCGCUGGUCUUCCUCAUCAGCGGCUUGGUCAUCCUGGGCUACGCGGCCGCCUGCAGCGGCCAGAGCACCUACCAGGGCGUGGUGCGAGGGCUGUGCGGCCCCGCGGUCGGGAAGCUGUGCGAGGCCUGCUUCAUCGCCAACCUGCUCAUGAUCUCCGUGGCCUUCCUCCGGGUGAUCGGCGACCAGCUGGAGAAGUUGUGUGACUCCCUUCUGCCCGGCGCCCUGCUGGCCACACAGCCCUGGUACGCCGACCAGCACUUCACACUGCCCUUGCUCUCGGCGCUGGUCAUCCUGCCGCUGUCGGCCCCACGGGAGAUCGCCUUCCAGAAGUAUACCAGCAUCCUGGGCACGCUGGCCGCCUGCUACCUGGCCCUGGUCAUCACGGCGCAGUACUACCUCCGGCCCCAGGGCCUCGUCCGCGAGCCCCCUCCUGCGCUGAGCGCGUCCUCCUGGACCUCCGUCUUCAGCGUCUUCCCCACCAUCUGCUUCGGCUUUCAGUGCCAUGAGGCUGCCGUCUCGGUGUACUGCAGCAUGGGGGGGCAGAGCCUCCCCCGCUGGGCCCUGAUCUCCGUGCUGUCCUUGCUGGGCUGCUGCCUCGUCUACUCGCUGACAGGUGUCUACGGCUUCCUGACGUUCGGGUCGCAAGUUUCUGCCGACGUCUUGAUGUCCUACCCGGGCACCGACGCGGCUGUCGUGGUGGCCCGGGUGCUCUUCGCGGUCUCCGUCAUCACCGUCUACCCCAUCGUGCUCUUCCUGGGCAGGUCGGUGAUGCAGGACUUCUGGACGAGGAGCUGCCAGGGGACCUGGGGGCCCCGGGCGCUGGCCGACCCCUCCAUGCCCUGGGUGCGUGUGCCGCUGACGGUUCUGUGGGUCACUGUGACACUCGCCAUGGCGCUGGCGCUGCCCGACCUCAGCAAGGUCAUCGGCAUCAUCGGCGGCCUCAGUUCCUUCUUCAUCUUCAUCUUCCCCGGUCUCUGUCUCAUCUGUGCCAUGGAGGUUGAGCCCGUUGGACCCAGAGCCAAGUGCUGCCUGGAGGCCUGGGGCGUGUUCUCCGUGCUGAUCGGCACCUUCAUCUUCGGGCAGAGCACUCUGGCUGCCUUCCUGGAGCUGUCCUGAGAGCGUGGGGAGGCCCCAGCCCCCAUCCCCAGCUCCCCCGCCCUCGGCUGGGACUGUGACCGUGACCGACCACGACAGCCA
Molecule: messenger RNA, 1389 nt
Organism: Lepus europaeus (European hare)
Lineage: Eukaryota; Metazoa; Chordata; Mammalia; Lagomorpha; Leporidae
Gene: SLC38A8
Product: solute carrier family 38 member 8
Exons: 10
Coding region: 1-1308 (435 amino acids)
Biological process (GO): amino acid transmembrane transport
Molecular function (GO): amino acid transmembrane transporter activity
Source: RefSeq, a predicted model, not a curated record